Messenger RNA from Pseudophryne corroboree (corroboree frog), 1910 nucleotides. RefSeq names its product aspartate aminotransferase, cytoplasmic-like. Gene Ontology annotation, molecular function: pyridoxal phosphate binding; L-aspartate:2-oxoglutarate transaminase activity. Gene Ontology annotation, cellular component: cytosol. NCBI's taxonomy places the organism in Eukaryota, Metazoa, Chordata, Amphibia, Anura, Myobatrachidae. Gene Ontology annotation, biological process: L-aspartate biosynthetic process. The transcript has 11 exons. Bases 430 to 1686 code for a protein of 418 amino acids. The record is from RefSeq and is a predicted model, not a curated record.
GCCUCUGUGUGGUUGGAGCCUUGCAGACUCCAGGCAGAAGGAAGUGACAGGUGCCCACAGGCUGUGUGUACAGCACAGUCCCAUGUAAAUGUAUGUAAUACGAAAGACAGAGGAUUGUUCCUUGGAUAUUGUUACAAUUGAAAAAACAAUGAGUAGCCUGUUUGGUCCUUGAAACGUAGUUAGGAAACCUAUGCACGACCGUGUUCCAUUCAUGUGAAAAGCAGAUAUCUCCUGUGAUCACUAAAUACCUGACGUACCUACACUGUAUGGGGACAUUGUAUGCAUGAAGGUGGGACUAGCGCAAUAUCCAGAUGAAUAAACUCACUGAUCCCUGCUCCUUCCUAUAGGAAAAAGAUGAUUUUGCUUCCUCAGCAGCAAAGCUGGUGUAUGAGUUCUUGUUGAAUUAAACAAUUAAAGAAGAAGAAGAAGAUGACAUCUCUGUCUGUGUUCCUUGAUAUUCCUAAAACUCCUAAGGAAAUUGAAAAACUACAGGAAGAGGCUUUUCUCACAGACACAGAUGACAGAAAAGUUAUCCUCCAGCGAAGAGACGUUCCUCUUUGUUGCACAGAACUUGUGUCUGAUGACGGUCAGCCCUGGGUUCCACCGCCAGUGAGGAGAGUGUAUCUACAGAUAAUCAGUGACCCAACACGAAAUUAUGAGCCUCAGCCAAUAACGGGAUCUACAGAGUUUAUCCGAGGAGUUACAGAACUUGCUCUUGGGAAGAACAGCAAGGCUAUCCUGGAAAACAGGGCAAGUGGCAUACAAACAGUAGGGAGCACCGGCGCUUUCAGAGUAGGUGCGGAAUUCCUCAGACGAUGGUAUAAUAUAAAUGGGAAAGUGUCAGCCUGCAUUCCCCUACCCGCUUAUGACUGGUACCUUCGGACAUUUGAAGCUGCUGGUGUAACAGAUAUCUGUCCUUACCGGUUUUGGGACAGCAAAAAUAUGAGCCUAGCACUGCCUGAGAUGCUAGAAGAUCUGCAGAACUCUCCUGACUUUUCCGUUGUUGUGCUGCCAACAUCCUGCAAUCCAACUGGAAUACAGCUUGCCAACAGUGAGUGGAAGCAGAUAGCAGAUAUAAUGAAGAAAAAGAACAUGUUCCCGUUUUUCCACCUGGCAGCUCAGGGUCUGGCCUCCGGGGACCUCGAGGCAGAUGCCUGGCCUCUGCGGUACUUUGUAUCUGAAGACUUUGAGCUGUUCUGCGCCCAAUCAUUUUCCGCCAAUUUUGGAUUGUAUGGCGAGAGCGUUGGGAACCUGCUAAUAGUUCUGAGGAACAAUGAAGUUGUUAUCAGAGUGCGCUCUCAACUGGAGGCUCUUGUGCAAGGAAAAUGGUCAACACCACCAGCUAUAGGAUCAAGAGUGGUAGCGACAGUCCUUAAUAAUCCGACUUUGUAUGCAGAAUGGAAGGACAGCCUUAAGACGGCAGUAAUACGCCUCCUAAUUAUCAGAGAGAAGAUGAGGGAGAGGAUGAGACUCUUAGGAACAUUGCGAUCUUGGGAGCACAUCACCAAGCAGGGCGGCCUGUUUGCUAUCACUGGAUUAACCUCGGAUCAAGUGGAUUUCCUGGCUAAGAAAAAACACGUAUACUUAUGUAUAAACGGACAGAUUAAUAUCUCUGGAUUAAAUGCAACCAACCUGAAUUAUGUCACACAGUCUAUAAAUGAUGUUAUUCUAAAGGGUAUGACAUAACUACUAUCAGUAUUGUGGACAAAGAAAAUCUGGUUUUAAUAAUAUUGGAAAUUAACGAUUCUAAUUCUUGUAAAUGUUUCUAACUGGACAGAUAUACAAAUGAGCUGUACAGCCUAUUAUUUCUAUCAUAAUAAGGAUGCACUGACCCUACCAGUAAUAAAUUGAAGCCUACAUAAAGACGUAAUUGAAUUAGAGAUUUAUAAAGCUGGGCAUACUCUAUACAA